UACCGCCACGUAAAAUGAAAUUGAUAACAACAGAAACAACGAGAAAAGAACACGGAACACUGGGAUUAAUUUACAAAUCCUAAGCUUGGUCGAAAUCAAUCUUUUUUAUCAUGACGAGGGAAGAAAGGAGCAAGAAGUUAAAAGAAGCUCGGACAACCAAGGUCGUAAUUCGCUGCCUACCACCAGCUCUGACGGAAGAAGAGUUUCGAGAAAUUGUCGACCCUUUUCCUGAUAAUGAAUAUUUCUACUACGUAAAAGCUGAUAGAAGUCUUGGAGAGCAUGCCUACUCACGGGCAUACAUCAACUUCAUGAAGGAGGAAGAUAUCAUCCCUUUCAGAGAUACAUGGGACGGACAUGAGUUUGACAAUGGACAAGGUUUGGUGUACCCAGCAGUGGUUGAGUUUGCUCCGUACCAGAAAGUUCCUAAAGUGAUUGGGAAGAAGGUUGAUGCAAGAACAGCAACGAUUGAGGAGGACUCUGAUUACAAGAAGUUUGUGGAGACAUUGAACGCCGAGAUUGAACAUCCCACUAGCGCAGAAACUAUGCUGGAAGAGAUCGAGAUGAGAGCAAAAGAACCUGGAAAAGUAAUGACACCAUUGAUAGAAUUUCUGAAGGUGAAGAGACAGGAGAGAAUUAAAGCGAGAGAUGAAGCGAGAGAGGAAAGACGUCGGAAGGAGAAGGAAAGACGGAUCAAGCUCGAGGAGGAGAAAAGAAGAAAGAAGGAAGAGGAACGGCGCAAGAAGGAACGGGAGAAAGAAAGGGAGAAAAGGGAUAAAGAGAAAAGUGGAAAGGAAAAGGAAGACAAAGACAAAGGAAAAGGGAAAACAGAACCAAAAAUAACACUUCUUAAGAAACCAGCAGCUGACAACAAGGAAGAAUUCACCAACAAAGGCUCAGACUCACAUCCAGACAGAGAUAAGAAGAGAGACAUGGAGAAAGAAAUGAGACGACCUGGCGACUCGUACAACGACAGAGUGAGGGAUCAAGAUUUGAAGGGAGGAAGGAGGGAUGAUCCCAGAGAUGGAGGACGGAGGGAUAGAAACAGAGGUCCUCUGAGAGAUGAUGUGAAAUCUCGGGAUAGGCCUAGAAAAGAUGACGGGUACAAGGAUGAUAAGAAGGGAGAUGGUGGGAGACUAAGACGGGACUCUGAUCAGGGGAGAGACAGAACGCAGGAUGGAUGGAAAGGCAAGGACAGAGCAGAUGACAGGAGAAGAGAAGAGAGAGGUGGAGAGAAGAGAGACAGUGGACGGCCGGGGAGCAGGGAGCAAGAGAAGAGGACUGACAGACCGGAUGAUAGGGGCGGGAGGAGAGAUGGAAGGGGUGGAGUCGCUGCUGGUGGUGGUGGUGGUAGGAAGGAGAAAGGUUCAGCAUCUGAUACCAAGAAGGAGGACUCGACAUCAUCAUCUGCGUCAAGCCCCACAUCAUCGACGGCUCAGGAUAAGGAUGGAAAGAAGGAGGAGAGAUCCAAGAAUGAAAUGGGGGAGAAGCGAGAGGACAAAAGACCACAGAGAAUCCGGAAUAAGGAUCGACCUGCAAUAGCGCUCUACCAACCAGGUCAGAGGUCACUGGUGAGGAAGAAGAGCGAAGAUGACGGGAGGGAUUCCGACUCCUCCAGGGCGAGUGACAGCAAGGAGAAAGCAGAGGUCCCCCGCAGCGGGAGCAGCUCCUCCCUAAAGAGUGAGAAGUCAGAGGGAGGGAAGGGAGGAGGAGGAGGAGGGAGGGAUGGGAGCACAGGAAGCAGAGGAGGGGAAGGAGGAGGGGUAGGGGGUAGGGACAGGGGUGGAGGAGGUAGGAGGGACCAGGGCAAAGAGAGUGGCAAGGUAGUAGAGAGGGACAGAUACGGGGGUCUCUUGGAGAGGAUGUAA
Molecule: messenger RNA, 1865 nt
Organism: Strongylocentrotus purpuratus (purple sea urchin)
Lineage: Eukaryota; Metazoa; Echinodermata; Echinoidea; Camarodonta; Strongylocentrotidae
Product: regulator of nonsense transcripts 3B
Exons: 13
Coding region: 111-1865 (584 amino acids)
Biological process (GO): positive regulation of translation; nuclear-transcribed mRNA catabolic process, nonsense-mediated decay
Cellular component (GO): cytoplasm; nucleolus
Molecular function (GO): mRNA binding
Source: RefSeq, a predicted model, not a curated record